CUUUUGAUUUUAAUUGGUUCUAGUUUUAAUUUAAUUUAUUCGGGGGAAGUAAAUAUUAGAUACGAACCAAAAUGGUCAAGUUUAGAUAGCAGACCUUUGCCGUCGUGGUACGAUGAAGCUAAAAUAGGUAUAUUCAUACAUUGGGGUGUUUAUACCGUGCCUAGCUUGGGAUCAGAAUGGUUCUGGAUAAAUUGGAAAAAUAAAAAUGAAAAAUACGUGAAAUUCAUGGAAAAGAAUUACAAGUCGGACUUUUCUUAUCAGGAAUUCGCGCGAGAUUUUAACGCUGAGCUAUUUAAUGCCACUCAAUGGGCUUUGUUGUUUCGUGACGCAGGAGCCAAAUAUGUGGUAUUGGUUAGUAAACAUCACGAUGGUUUCUGCUUGUGGCCAUCGCCGCAAUCGUUUGGCUGGAAUAGUAUGGAUGUAGGACCCAAACUUGACCUAAUACGUGAAGUAUCCAGUGCUAUACGCCAACAUACAGACUUGAAAUUCGGCGUAUAUUACUCCUUGUUCGAGUGGUUUAAUCGUCUUUAUCUUAAUGAUAAACUGCAUCUAUUUAUGCGGCAGGAUUAUGUCGAUAAUAAAAUGAUACCUGAGCAGAUGUAUUUGGUUAGGACAUAUCAACCGGAAAUCAUUUGGUCUGAUGGUGAUUGGGAAGCACCAGUAAAGUAUUGGAAAUCCCAAGAGUUUCUUGCCUGGCUUUACAAUGAUAGUCCCGUACGUGAUACCGUGGUAGUCAAUGAUCGUUGGGGCAUAGGUACUUCUUGUCAUCAUGGUGGUUUUCAUAACUGUGCUGAUCGUUUUAAUCCGAAAACAUUGCUCGAACAUAAAUGGGAGAAUUGUUUCACUUUCGAUAAAACCAGUUGGGGACAACGUUUCGAUAUAACGCUUAACGAUUUCCUUACCGUCGAGGAGACUAUUUCGCAGAUAGUUACCACGGUUAGUUGUAAUGGUAACGUUUUAAUUAACAUAGCGCCCACAAAAUACGGUACCAUUUUACCAAUAUUCGAGGAGCGCCUACGUGAAAUGGGCAAAUGGUUGAAGAUAAAUGGCGAAGCGAUUUAUGGCAGCAAACCCUGGUAUCAGCAGAAUGACACGUUAACAGCAAAUGUCUGGUAUACUACUAAAUCGGAUCCGCGACCUAAUAAUGUUACCUUUUCUGUAAACAUUUAUGCGAUUAUAUUAGAUUAUCCCUACAAAACCAAUUCCAUCAAUAUUAAUCCCUGGAAUGCGUUCAUAAAGGAUCCUUUAGCAGCAUAUGUGAAUUAUAAAGGUUUGAAAGAAGAAUUGGGUACGAAAAUAAAAUCGAUUACCUUAUUAGGCCUACAAAAUACUACAAUAGAGUGGGCACUUAACUAUUCCUCGUUGACCAUUAAUUUUCCUGAUAAACGUCACAUCGAUCAUGCAGGUCUGAAGUAUGCUUGGACUUUUAAAAUAGCCACAGAACUUUCCGAUUUUUAGAUA
Molecule: messenger RNA, 1461 nt
Organism: Glossina fuscipes
Lineage: Eukaryota; Metazoa; Arthropoda; Insecta; Diptera; Glossinidae
Gene: Fuca
Product: putative alpha-L-fucosidase
Exons: 7
Biological process (GO): fucose metabolic process; glycoside catabolic process
Cellular component (GO): lysosome
Molecular function (GO): alpha-L-fucosidase activity
Source: RefSeq, a predicted model, not a curated record